GCCCCGCCCGGCCGACCUCCGAGCGCCUCUCGGCGGGGCGGAGUCCGAAGGGCCAGCCAGCCGACCUGGCCUGUUUGUCCCAGCCGCCCUUGAAGCCCCGAGUCCGCAGGUGCGUCCGGAGCGCCGCAGCCGCACCAUGCUGGGCGUGAUCAAGAACUCGCUGUUCGGGAGCGUAGAGACGUGGCCUUGGCAGGUCCUCAGCAAAGGGGGCAAGGAAGAUGUCUCCUAUGAGGAAAGGACCUGUGAGGGUGGGCGGUUUGCCACAGUGGAAGUGACAGACAAGCCUGUGGAUGAGGGUCUACGGGAAGCAAUGCCCAAAGUCAUAAAGUACGUGGGAGGCACCAAUGACAAGGGAAUCGGAAUGGGGAUGACAGUUCCGAUUUCCUUUGCUGUGUUUCCCAGUGAUGACGGCUCCCUGCAGAAGAAAUUAAAAGUCUGGUUCCGGAUUCCAAACCAGUUUCAGAGCAAUCCACCGGUUCCCACGGAUGACAGCGUUAAGAUCGAGGAGAGAGAAAGCAUCACUGUCUAUUCCCUGCAGUUUGGUGGGUAUGCGAAGGAAGCCGACUAUGUAGUUCAUGCCACCCAGCUGCGUACUGCCUUGGAGGGCACGGCCACCUGCCGGAGUGACGUCUACUUCUGCACUGGCUAUGACCCUCCCAUGAAGCCCUACGGACGUCGCAAUGAGGUCUGGCUGGUGAAAGCAUGAGUAAUUUGCUGCACUACAACCCCCCGGAUAUCUGUUUCUGUGUCUGCUUCCUGAGAGGAGAAGGGAGCACAGCUUCCAACUGUGUCUCCAGCUCCACCAACUUCUCUUCAAAGCCGUGUGCUGCCAGUUUUAUGAAAUACGCAUAUUCCGUCUAUGCUCUCUCUCCUGGUAGGGGCUCAGACAGCCAAGAUAGACAGCAUCCUUCGAACUGACUUAGAAAGUUCUGUGGUAGAUCAGAAAAAAAAUCCAGCAACAUUUUCCCAGCUAUCUGGGUCACUCAAAACUGAUCUUUAAAAAUGAUUGAACCUGUAUUUUUGUGGUGGAGGAAAAAAUGUGAUUUGUGCAUGAUCUUCCAUCUGUGAUUCUUGCAAGACCUUUGUCUGAAAA
Molecule: messenger RNA, 1093 nt
Organism: Odobenus rosmarus divergens (Pacific walrus)
Lineage: Eukaryota; Metazoa; Chordata; Mammalia; Carnivora; Odobenidae
Gene: HEBP1
Product: heme binding protein 1
Exons: 4
Coding region: 137-706 (189 amino acids)
Source: RefSeq, a predicted model, not a curated record